GCAAGUGGGUCUGGUGAAGGAGGGCCCGCGCGUGACGCGGCCCCACGCAUGCUCGUGCCCCGGCCCCCCUCCGGCAGCCGGGAUCACUGUUGGGGGUACAAGUCCCACCCCACCCCUCCGGCCCCCGGCGCCGCGGGGUUCAGGGCCGGUGCACCAAGGGACGGCGGGUUAUGGGGCGAGGGGGCCGGGGGUCUCCGCCGGCGCCCCGCGGCCGCGUGGGGAGGUCGGGGGGAGCGGGCUGGGGCUGCCAGAGCAAAGGGCCCCCGCCCCCGGCUCCCCCCGCCCUGGCCUCCCGUCCCAUCGUAAGUGCUAAUUGCGGCUCUUUUCUGGCUCCUCUGUAUUUGGGUCCCUCGGAGGGCGCUGCGCGGGAGGACACGUCACGGAUACAUUAUCCCCUCCCCUCUUGAGGCUCUCCUGGCUUUCUGCAGCCUUUGCGAAAGAAUUAACCGAGGGGUCCACUUCAGAGCUCCUUCUGCCCCUGGAAAAAAAAAAAAAAAAAAGAAAAAAGAAAGAAAAAAAAAAGGAAAGAAAAAAAAAAGCGGAGAUAUCGGUGCUUUCAGGCGAGGAGCGUGGCGGCUAGGAUUUCCGAGAGGAGGGGAAUUUUACCUUCGAUCCUUGCUGUACGGUGAGGAUCGCUGCUCCUUGCGGGAGGUGAAUGUAGCAAACCCUCCCUUCGCCUUUGAAAGGCAUGUCUAUGCGAAAGAGCCACCGCCUUGCUCUUUAAAUACGUGACCAAUAAUACUACUACUACUAAUAAAAAAGAAACAAUUCCUGAUCUUGCAAAUUCUUUUUCUUUCAAAGGAGGAAAAAAAAAACCAACCAAUAAAUAAAUCCAACAAAAUCAGACCCGCGCCUUUGCCAGCGCUCGGACUUGUUUGGAAAGAGACAACGCUGAAGUGGCACUAGUCCCGAGGAAAACGGAUCCUUUAAUUUGACUCCGCAUGAGAACCACAUUUGGAGCUGGGCGCAGCGGCCGGAGCGGCGGGAGCAGCCCCGCGGCCAGCGGCCCCCCGCGCCCCCAGCCCCGCCGCCAGCCCGGCCCCGCCGCCGCCGCCUCCGCCGCCCCCCGGGGCCGGGCGCCCCCCGCGCCCCGGCGCUGAAGGAGCCCCUCGGCGAAGGGGGAAAGCGUCUUUCUGCAGCAAAGACCGGCCGCCGCCCGCCGAGAGCUGGCCGAGAGGGAAGCGUCGGAAGGAAAUGCCAGCUUGUGAUUUCGGAGCACUCCAGCCGUCGGCUCCCUCCGCACGGGCUCUGACUUUCGUUUAGCGGGGGCUGCCUCGCCGGCUCGUCCGCUCCUCGGCACCUCGGGCUCCGGGACCAGAUCGUGGUGCACUUCGUUAAACGAGCAGCGCGGUCUUUCCUUUCCUUUUUCUCUCUCUCUUUUUUUUUUUUUUCCUAAGAGACAAAGUGUCCAAAAAUGGUUCAGCCUGCUUAGCCCAAUGAUUUCUUGCGUGGACGCUCUGGUUUUAAUAUUCUUUUAUUAUCAUUUACGGACGGGGAAGGAUUGAGUAGAAGAAAACCUUCAGUGAAGGGAACCCAGUGCUUUGCUCCCCGUUGAGGAGAAGAUCCGACUCCAGCUGCAGGCAGAGGACCGCGCUUCGUGUAGGUCUUUCAGUCUCGGUUUCGAAGCCCUAGAUAUUGAAGGGUCAGAGCAGAACUGCCUUCUCCCGAGCGGCUUGCCUGCCGUGGCUGUGCUCAGAGAUCGCCUCCCCCCUCCUCGCACCGUUUCUGUUGGUGUUGUUUUUGUUUGGUUGGUUUGGCUUUUUUUUUUUUUUCCCCUCCCCUUCCCCGCUUUUUUUCCUACCCCUCGUGUUGGUUGUUGUUUUUUUUUUAUAUAUUACUAUUAUUAUUUGAUUUGAUUUGGGUGAAUUCCCUCCCUCCCUUCCUUAAACGAAAAUACUAACUCUGAAGCCGAAAUCCAUGCCCCCUGCCAUUCGGAAGGAUCGGGUCUAAUAUGCCAGUGUCAUCUUCGCCUUGCAGUAGUCGCGAUGAAGGAAAAAUCCAAGAACGCGGCAAAGACUAGACGGGAAAAAGAAAAUGGAGAAUUCUACGAACUGGCCAAACUCCUGCCCCUGCCCUCGGCCAUCACCUCCCAGCUGGACAAGGCGUCCAUCAUCCGCCUCACCACCAGCUACCUGAAAAUGCGAGCCGUCUUCCCCGAAGGUCUGGGCGACGCCUGGGGACAGCCAAGCAGGAUAGGGCCCUUGGAUAACGUGGCCAAGGAGCUCGGAUCCCAUUUGCUUCAGACUUUGGAUGGCUUUGUUUUUGUGGUAGCAUCAGAUGGCAAAAUAAUGUACAUCUCAGAAACAGCAUCUGUACAUCUUGGCUUAUCUCAGGUGGAGCUUACCGGUAAUAGCAUUUAUGAGUACAUACAUCCUUCCGAUCACGAUGAGAUGACAGCUGUUCUUACUGCUCACCAGCCUCUCCAUCCACACCUCUUGCAAGAAUAUGAAAUUGAGAGAUCAUUUUUCCUGAGAAUGAAGUGUGUCCUAGCCAAGAGGAAUGCAGGAUUGACAUGCAGUGGUUACAAGGUGAUCCAUUGCAGUGGCUAUUUGAAGAUACGGCAGUAUAUGCUAGAUAUGUCUUUGUAUGAUUCCUGUUACCAAAUCGUUGGACUGGUGGCUGUAGGUCAAUCUUUACCUCCCAGUGCAAUCACUGAGAUCAAACUUCACAGUAACAUGUUUAUGUUCAGAGCAAGUUUGGAGUUAAAAUUAAUAUUCCUAGAUUCCAGGGUGACUGAAUUAACUGGGUAUGAGCCCCAAGAUCUGAUAGAAAAAACCCUCUACCACCAUGUUCAUGGCUGUGAUGUGUUCCAUUUACGAUAUGCUCAUCAUCUGCUGUUGGUGAAAGGCCAAGUCACAACGAAGUACUAUCGACUACUGUCCAAGCAUGGAGGCUGGGUUUGGGUACAGAGCUACGCUACUAUAGUGCAUAACAGCCGUUCAUCACGGCCUCACUGCAUAGUGAGUGUCAAUUAUGUCCUUACAGAUAUUGAGUAUAAGGAACUUCAGUUGUCACUGGACCAGGUUACCAUUUCUAAGUCACAGUUUUCAUGCAGAAACUCAGUAUCUACCUCGCAGGAAACAAGGAAAAUAGUAAAACCCAAAAGUAAUAAAAUGAAGGCAAAACUCAGAACAACACCUUACCCCCAACAGCAAUACAGCUCAUUCCAAACAGACAAACUGGAAUGCAGCCAGGUGGGAAACUGGCGAUCCAGCCCUGCAGUGAACGCUGCCACCAUUCAAGAACAAAACUUCCAUUCAGAAAACAGUGAACUUUUAUAUGCCCCGUCAUAUAGCUUGCCUUUCUCUUACCAUUAUGGACACUUCCCUGUAGAUUCUCAUGUCUUCAGCAGCAAAAAGCAAAUGCUGCCUUCCAAGUUUGGGCAGUCUCAAGGAGCACCUUGUGAAGUGGCUCGAUUUUUCUUGAGUACGCUGCAGACAAAUGGAGAAUGCCAGUGGCAUUAUGCCAACUCUUUGGUACCCAACAGCCAGUCACCAUCUAAAAAUCUUCCUGAUCAGCCAGUGAACAUCAUCCGACAUAAUCUUGCACAGAGUUAUGAAGUGCCCGUAUCAAACAGAAGGUACAGCCAAGAUGCUCUAUCUGACAACUUUACAAGCUGCACAGCACCCAUGCCAGGCAGCAGAUACAAAGAAGAGAUUUAUGAUUCCGGCAUCAUGAAACCCAACAAAAUAGAAACCAGGAUUCAGCCACCUCACCACCUCAUUAAAGAAGAAAACAAGUUAGCUUUUAACAGAGACCUACAAGAAAAAAUGAGCAUUAAUGAAAGUUCUUUUUCAAACUCAAUAGCUAACUCCUUGCUGCCAAAGUCAGAAUGUUUCCAGACUAAAGCUAUAGGACAAUUAAGUCAUCUCCUGCCAAUGCCCACAGUAUAUGAGCAGACGAGAAGGAUUUGUAUGAAAGAACCCAAGUAUGGGCAUAUUAGUCACCACGCUACAAAUCUAGAUGAACUGGACAGCGAUGAGAGAAUGACUGUAAAGCUUGAUCACAACUCCGAAAGUGACCGUGUGAUGGAUGUGAGACCCUCCGGACAGGUUCCGUUCGUGCUUCUAAAUUAUCACCAUGUUUUAGCCAAACACGGUACGUUUCAAACCUCAUCGUGUACAGCGACAGGACACGUAGGAGAAAACUAUGGAUACAAUUCCGAGGAAGUAAAUACAUUUAUUUACAAAAACCAAAGCCCCUCAUCAGCUUCUUCUCCAGAAACCCACAAGGAAUCUGCACUACCCCAUUAUAUCGGAACUUCUGUAAUCAUAGCCAACGGGAGGUGACGGUAACGGAGGAGGAGUAUUUACAUUUAAUUAAGAAGCCAAACUGUAAUGAUCUGCAAAAAGCAUGAGAAAACAUGGUUACAUUUACUGAGCAUAGCUGAAGGUCAAUGCGGGACAGACUCGUGUGUUCCUGGCAAGCCACAUGUAACAGUACCUUCAAGGUCAGCAAAACACCCUACGUCUAGCUUCAGUGCUUCGUUGUCACAGAUUAAGCUCUGGUGCCAGUGAGAAGACAUGUUACAGAUCCUAUUUUUGUUAUUUUAUAGUGUGCAACAGAAUUAAGUGAUAGGUGUUAUAUGCAGAGAUUUAUAUGAAAGAACAUUUUUUUCCUUAACCCCUCCUUCUCAAAAACAUUCAAGAUUUUUUUAUCAUUAUCGUAAACUAUACACUCUAGUUUAGGUAUUUUUGACAAACUGAGUGGAACCUUGCAUCGACUCUCCACCCAUGUGUUAAACGUCCUGACAAACGAACUUUGUUUAAGGAGUGGUGAUUUUUAGUAUCUGUAAUAGAGCUCUACUAACUAAACAGAACCCAGUUUGGAAAAAGCUUAUUUAUAAAUUAACGAAAAGUUUUAAACUACAUAAAUCAAAGCUAAAUUUGAUUUACUUAACAUAGAUUUCAGUGUUCUGAGAUUGUUACCACCACCAUUUAUCUUGACAAGGAACGAUACGACAAAUUAAUACGUACAAAGAUACGUAUUAAAGGGUUACAGGUCUUGUCAUGGCAAAUUGGGACAAAUCGCGUAGCAGGAACUAGAGGCUAUUCCCUGUAAAAUGUUGUAAUAAGAAAAAGAAACUUCCAAAAGGUGUGUUUCACUGAGUAUUCUGGGAGAAGGCUGUGCAGAUUUUCGAACCAGCUAGUCAAAAAUACAUCUUAAUAACAGCACCAGAAACAUUUCUUUAUAGUCAAGGGAAUAAUGAACAUUUAUGCUUUAUUUUAAACUUACCAGUAGCCUUCUGAAGUUUGAAAGGUUCAGCUUUUAACACACUAAACUUCCAUAAGCAUAAAUCUCAUUGUCAACACAAAGGUAAGAUUAAUAUUUGACUAAUUCGUGCACUUCACAAAUAACGUCAGUGGACAAUCCGAACACAGAAAGUCGAAAGUCGUAGCACAACCACAAAACCCAAAGUUGCACUUGAAGUAAAGCAAAGAGAGGACAUCGGGGUUUGGAACUGACCGCUUUGCACACAUCGCAGUUUGCGCUCAUAAAGUGAAAAGCGAACGAAAAGCAAACAGCACACAUUUGCAUUUUGUCCAGCCUGUUAGGAAGAGAUUUCCCCCCUUUUUUUUUUACUUCUUUGUAAAGUUUAGAAAUGAGGAGGCGUACGGAUUGGUGUGCGUUUAACCGACGGCCAUCGGACCACUUUGGUUUUUGACCACCUCCCCAAGCAUUUGCGUGCUCUCGGUAAAACAACGAAUGACUCCCUAAAUAAGAGCUGUAAAUACCAACAAUACAGGGUCUUGUAGAUCUGAGUCAGCUAUUCUCAGCUCUGUUCCUUUGUCCAGUUCAAGGCUAAUUGUAGAAAUAAAUACUCCUAAAACAUCCUCUCUCUUAUAAGACUCUUUAGAGAGAGACCUUCACUGAAGAAAAUGCUUACCUGGCUUGUGCAAUGUGGAAAAACACUUGCUCACAGGUUGCACCUUGUCAGAUAAAAAUGUGAUGAAAUACACACUUUUAAAAAUUACAUGUUCUCCAUAUUUUAUAUGCAGCAAUAAUAUUCAGUCACCUCCCUGUAUGUAUGAAUAUUUAUUGCUAUGGGCACACAAAAAUUCUUUUAAAACAUACGUUUGAACACAACUUUCAGUAUUUUUAUUGCUUCCCAUUAAAACUUCCCAUAAUAAGGGAAAGCCUUAUUAUGAAGUUAAAUUGAUGUUCGCUUGGAAGCUCACAGUUGUCUGAAAGAAAAUAUCUUUCAUGUUAAGUCUAACAAAAAAUACCUAACGAGCCACUACCAGAAUACUGACUUAAAAAAAGAAGCAGAACCAAACCAGUGUAUUCACUCACUCUGUGUAAUUGCGCUCCUCGUGUAACGCUGGGGAAGUCAGCGAGCCUACAGACAUGUUACGAGUGAAUACUAUCGUCGUUCUGACUUUCUAAAUGGAAGUGAUGAGACGCAAGCUGGUUUUGCAGCAGCUUCGGUUAAGAGCCUUCCCAGCCAGCGGUACUAAUGCAUGGCCCCAACUCCUUAAAGAUACAAUUAUGCUAAGAUUUGUAUGUUAAUUUUCUUAAAUUAAAACCAUGCCCUAUAAAGGACUAACUGAUAUUGUUUGCAUCAUUAAAAAGAAACCUGACGCAUGGCUCUCGUACUAUGCUUUUCUCUACACCUCAUUAGUGGCACUGCUGCACGCAAAGCCGAUCUGGUGUGUUUUUCUGUUCUUGUAAGUACUUCCCACUAUAAAAACAUGUUUUCAGUAACGCACAAAUUAGGGUUCAGUUAAAAAAAAUGCCAUUGAUAUUUUUCAGUGAAAUACCACAACAUAUUUUUCCAGCGUCUACCUUGCUAUUCACACUUCCAGGCUUUAUUCCAUGAGCCUGAGCAGAGGAGGUGUUCCAUCACUCUCCCACAGAUGUUUUACUGUACGUGAUAUUCAGGUCCAUGAACUUUCCCUGCUGGGCAAUAAUGAAUCAAUUAUGCAUUCACGUAUGAUAAUACAGGGUAGGUUUUAGAAAAGACCUGUGACUAAAAAAGCAAACGUGUGAAACAUUUUUCCUGCCGUUCCAAAAUAGAAAGAGCAAUUGCACGUUCACAUCUGGAAUGUGAGUGAACUACACCGAGAGGAAAAUACCGCUUUUAGUCAGUCAAACUACAGAUGUUCCUCACACCCUCGUACGCUGCAGAAUGCGGCGCAGCCACUGACAGUGGCAGUGUUUUUAAUAACUGGAAAAAAUCAUGUCAGAGAAGUGGAGUGAGAAUUGAAAUAUAUUAUGAAAACUAACCUCCUUUCUCCCUACCGUCCUUGCUUGAGCCGCUAUAGACACCUUUGUCAUGCGACUUGGUAGGAUUUUAGCCCUUAGGGGAGCUCAGAUCUAGCAAGUGACUAAUGUGAAGAAUGAGAGAGAGUGAAAGAGAGUGAGAGGGGGAAUAUUUUACCAAAAAGUUGGAAACAUUAGUCCCAUACUGAGGCCUCACAGUUUUUAUCCUAUUAACAGAAACACCGCAAUGUAAAUAAAGGCGUACGGGAAGAGGCUUCUCUCCAGGUUGCAGCAGCCCUGUAGCUUGAGAAAGGGUAUUCAAGUAAUUCAGUGAAGUUAAGCGCAGUGGGCAAUAGAUAUAAGAUUGGAGAAAACAUCGCUGAGAGAGAGCGCAAAGGAAUGGGAAACAUGCCAGAAUACCAGUAUUUCUCUAAAAACCACAAAACAGGACACCAAGUAUUUUUUCAACAUUUCAAAAACAACACAGGGAAAAUUUUAUUAUUCCUUUUUUUUCCUGAACAGUAGAUUUUGCUUUUUUUAUAUGAUGCAGAUAAAGGCUAUUUGGCAAAAGUAGGUGAAAAAGCACGCAAAACAAACAACCUAUUAAUGCUCAGAAUUAUAUAUCUAUUCCCAAAAAAUGUAAAGCAUUUUUGCUUAUUUAUUAUGUAAAACAAAAAUCUUAAAAUGUUAAUAAAAUCCUGUAGCCAAAGGAAAA
Phalacrocorax carbo (great cormorant) is the source of this 7918-nucleotide messenger RNA. The record is from RefSeq and is a predicted model, not a curated record. NCBI's taxonomy places the organism in Eukaryota, Metazoa, Chordata, Aves, Suliformes, Phalacrocoracidae.